AUGGCCGAGCAAUGUGUCAGCUACCUGCGUACCGAGGUGCUCAAACAGGCUUCUCGACGUGCUCCACCAAGGCGAAAAGGCGAUGAGUCCUCUGACUCCAAGUUAUGGAGGCCCCCCUUGGCAAAGUACACAGUUACCUCCUGGGUAAUCCAUGGCAGAAAAGCCUCCGAUGACAUCGAAAAGGUUGUAAGGAAGAUCCCAAAUCUAGAACGUUUCUUGACUCAGUGGCUAGCAGCCAUCUGGGCGCUCUACCAACACGAAGACAUUCCAUUCAAUGGCCGACUCCCAAAUGCCAGAAACAUGACGCCAAUGUGCAUAGGCGCCUACAUCGGAAUUCCAAAGUUGGUGGAGGUCUUAGUUGAGAAUGAGGCAGAUGUUAGCGAGAAGGACGGUUCGGGCUUCUCGCCUCUUUGCUACGCAGCCGAUGGAGGGCAUGAGAGAGUGUUACGUUUGCUACUUGAGAAGGGUGCAGAUAUCAACGCACAAUCUGAAAAUGGGAUGACAGCGCUCUUUGCUGCAGUUGAAGGUGGACACGAACGCAUUUUAGAUCUUCUGCUCAAAUCCAAACCCAAGGCCGAUCACACAAUCACACGGGGUACGCUUCGGCAAACCCCACUGCAUGUGGCAGUUGACAAGCUAGCACAUGGGAUGGUAGAGUUACUUCUAGAGCACGAUGCUGAUCCCAAUUCCAAGGAUCUCCACAGCUGUACACCACUUCAUAUUGCUGCAGCCGGAGGCAUUCAGGUGAUGCAAGACAUGAUGCGCCUCCCGGAGGGUGGGUGCUGUGCUGGGUCAAGCUCGGCCAUGUCAUUUGGCGGUCCGAAGCACAUCAAGAUCAAAGCCGAGGACCAAGCCGAGAAUAGAUCCUAUGCAGACAUGGUCGAAUUGCUCAUUGAUCACGGCGCGGAUGUUUCGGCUCGUGACCGAAAUUGCCACACACCACUCCACUUGGCAGUUGAUGGGGGCUACGAGGCUAUUGCCCAGGUAUUGAUUGACUAUGAAGCCGAGAUUGAUGCCGUGGACAAAGAUGGAUGGACACCUCUGCAAUGGUCUGUCGAAAGAGGCUUAGUCAACAUGACCCAGCUGUUGCUCGAAAAUGAUGCGAGCCCCGACAUUGUAGACAAGUUCGGAAGGACAGCAUUACAUUGGGCUGUUUUUAAAGAAAACAUGGCGAUAGUAAAGAUCCUAUUAGAACACAGAGCGCAGCCUAACAUCCUCGACAUCUACUCUGGAGCAACACCACUGCACUUGGCGUUAUAUAGAGAAGAUAAGGAUAUGGUACUGUUGCUGUUGAAGCAUGGUGCCAACCCGAAUGCUCAGUCUGAGAUUCGAACAUCCUUUGCUGAAGAGAUCAAAGCCAAAUUCAAGAAAACACCCUACCCGUACGGACGGAGCAGUGUGAGGAACUAUCUUCUGACGUCGAAAUCAGUGAGCAAGGUGUGUGAGGGCAAAUCUGCUGGCAUCCCCCUACAAUGGGGGAAUGAAGAGAUGAGGACCAUCCUUCUUGAGAACGGUGCUGAUCCGAACCUACAAGAGAACGAGCUCGGCUUGUCCUUGCUGUUCCGUGCAGCAGCUUCCGGGGAACAUGAUCUAGUACGGCUGUUAUUGGACAAGUACCACCCGCCAUUAGCUGCCCGAAAUGCACUUCAGCAGACGGUUCUUCACUAUGCAGGGACUGCAAAGAUUGCAGAAAUGCUUCUUGACGCGGGAGCUAAUAUCAACGCCGCGGACGUAAAUGGCAGAACAGCUCUACACUCCGCGGCUGCGUUUGGAUUGUGA
Molecule: messenger RNA, 1779 nt
Organism: Fusarium sp. VM40
Lineage: Eukaryota; Fungi; Ascomycota; Sordariomycetes; Hypocreales; Nectriaceae
Source: the annotation of a GenBank genome assembly